Scophthalmus maximus (turbot) is the source of this 7714-nucleotide messenger RNA. Its product is annotated as serine/threonine-protein kinase DCLK2-like. Gene Ontology annotation, cellular component: microtubule cytoskeleton. Gene Ontology annotation, biological process: protein phosphorylation; intracellular signal transduction. Gene Ontology annotation, molecular function: protein kinase activity; ATP binding. NCBI's taxonomy places the organism in Eukaryota, Metazoa, Chordata, Actinopteri, Pleuronectiformes, Scophthalmidae. The record is from RefSeq and is a predicted model, not a curated record. The transcript has 16 exons. The coding region runs from base 991 to 3201 and encodes 736 amino acids.
UCUCCUCCCCCUGCUGCAGCGGCCAUGCUGCCGUCUGUCUCCGUGCAUCCCGGUCCUCCUCCUCCUCCGGAGUAGCCCGCCUGCAGCCGCCGCCGCAUCCCUGCAUCCCGGGUGAGAGGACCGGCCCGUGCGCAGCGGACCAGGGGAACAGACCGGAGCAGCGGGAGCGAGGCACCGGAGGGGAAGAGGAGGAGAACGCCUCCAUAGCAACAAACCGGUUCCACGGCUUUAUUGUGAUGGAGGGAUGCUAAGGAACCGGAUCACAAGGACUCCACCCCCGCUGGACCGCCGGGACUCGACGUGCUCGUACAGCGAGGUCCCCGCUGGUUGACCGCGACUGCAGGACGGUCGCUGCGAGGACACGGAACAAAUCACAUAGCGGAGAGUUAACCUCUGUUGGGGAAAACCGGAGUUCAUGGAACAAGGUGCAGAAAAAUCCUGUAUGUCCAUGAAGAUGUUGAACCUUAGCUGAUCAAUCAUCGUACUUCUUUGGAUUAGAGCAUCAAAAUCAUCUUUGAGGCAAAAGGGGACUGACAGUAUUAUCUAAGAUGUGUUUGUAUCAUUUAAAGGAAGUUUGAGUAGCAUACCACCGGAUUUCAACAGGGUUACCUGAUCUAGAGACACUCUUUCAACUAUUGGGAAUUCAUCUGGAUUGACUACGGCCAGGAGCUGAACUAGGUAACCAAAAGCGAAGUCAAGUUUUUGGGUUUGACCGUCUUUGUACUGGUUCUUCACGUAGGACAAUAUUGGAAUUAAAUUGGGAUUUUGAGAACUACAACCUUGAAGGGUUACAAGGUCGUUAAAAAACAAUACUGGUUGGGAAAAAACUGCCUUAUCGGGACUACGAACUAGAGAACAAUCUAGAACGUCACUUGGUGUAACAACGGGAAAAACUCGGCAACCAGGAUACAAUUCCCGUUUAUCACUGUUGGAAAAAUGAAUCUUGUGUAGCAAGGGGUGUGUUGAACGCGACUGGACCAUUAAAUCACCAUGUCUCUGAGCAAGACCCUCGAGCUGGAGCACUUUGACGAACGGGACAAGGUCCGCCGGGGACGCUCCACCCGGGCCAAGAGAGAUGACUCUACAGGCAGCGGUGGCGGCGGGGGGUCCGGCCCCAGCUCCAGGGGCAGCAGCCUGGUUCCCAGCCCUGCCCACAGCGCCAACUGUAGCUACUACCGGACCCGAACGCUGCAGGCACUCACCUCGGAGAAACGGGCCAAAAAGGUCCGGUUCUACCGCAAUGGAGACCGGUACUUCAAGGGUCUGGUGUACGCCGUUUCCGCCGACCGGUUCCGCUCCUACGACGCACUCUUGAUGGAGCUGACGCGCUCCUUGGCGGACAACCUGCAUUUGCCGCAAGGAGUGCGUGCUAUCUAUACUAUAGACGGCAGCAAGAAGAUCACCAGCAUGGACGAGCUGAUAGAAGGCGAGUGCUACGUCUGUGCCUCCAAUCAGCCGUACCGAAAGGUCGACUACACCAAGAUCGCCGUCCCGAGCUGGAAGCCCGGUGCGGCGGCCGGCUCCGCCUCAGCCACCGCCGGCGGCUCCGCCCCCGCCCGGUCCACCACCGUGUCCACGGGGGUGUCGGCGGGCGCCGUCGCCAGCCCCAGGGAGCAUCGCACGGAGAGCCGCGAGGGCAGGGAGAGCAAGGACUUCAUCAAGCCCAAGCUGGUGACGGUGAUCCGCAGCGGCGUGAAGCCCCGCAAGGCGGUGAGGAUCCUGCUGAACAAGAAGACGGCGCACUCCUUCGACCAGGUGCUGGCCGACAUCACCGAGGCCAUCAAGCUGGACUCCGGGGCCGUGAAGAGGUUGUACACGCUGGACGGGAAACAGCUGACUUGUCUUCAGGAUUUCUUCGGAGACGACGAUGUGUUCAUGGCGUGCGGCCCAGAGAAGUUCCGUUACGCCCAGGACGACUUUGUGCUCACACACAGCACCAAGACACAGUCCUUCGUCAACGAAUGCAGAGUCAAAGUGCCGCGCUCGGCCGCGCCUCCGAAAACUACAACUCCCAAGACUCCCAGCGGCUCCGGCUUCUCCUCGUCCAAGACGCCGCCCAGAGGCCCGUCCAGAUCCAAGUCCCCUGGUCCAGCCAAUGAGGCGUCAGGAUCACAGUCAGCCGUGAGGUCGUCCAGGUCCAGCCCCACGCCGACCAGCCCCGGGACGCCACGCAGCUUCAAGAUCUCUCCUCGUCGUUCCUCUUCCACCGACGUAAACGGAGAUGCCGAGCAGCCGGACGACGCCACGGUCGAAGUCAACGGCAACCGAUCUGUCUCCUCCUCCAUCAUCAACGACAAGUACAAGGUCGGCAAAGUGAUCGGAGACGGAAACUUCGCCGUGGUGAAGGAAUGUGUGGAGAGGUCGACGGGGCAGGAGUUCGCGCUGAAGGUCAUCGACAAAGCUCGCUGCUCUGGGAAGGAGCACCUGAUAGAGAACGAGGUGGCGGUGCUGCGGCGGGUUCGACACCCGAGCAUCAUCGAGUUAAUCGAGGUGGACGAGACGCCGUCUCAGCUGUUCCUGGUCAUGGAGCUCGUCAAGGGCGGCGACCUGUUCGACGCCAUCACCUCGUCCACCAAGUACAGCGAGCGCGACGCCAGCGCCAUGGUGUUCAACCUGGCCGGAGCCAUCAAGUACCUGCACCGCAUGAACAUCGUGCACCGCGACAUCAAGCCGGAGAACCUGCUGGUGUGCGAGUAUCCCGACGGCACCAAGUCGCUGAAGCUCGGCGAUUUCGGCUUGGCGACGGUGGUGGACGGGCCGCUGUACACCGUGUGCGGCACGCCCACGUACGUGGCCCCGGAGAUCAUCGCGGAGACCGGUUAUGGUUUGAAGGUCGACAUCUGGGCGGCAGGUGUGAUAACCUACAUCCUUCUGUGUGGAUUCCCUCCAUUUCGAAGUGAGAACAACGUGCAGGAGGAGCUGUUUGAUCAGAUUCUCAGAGGGAAGCUGGAGUUUCCUUCUCCCGACUGGGACACCGUCAGCCUCCCUGCCAAGAUGCUGAUCAGUCAGAUGCUGCAGGUGAAUGUGGACGCUCGCUUCAUUGCCGAGGAGGUUCUGUCACACCCCUGGGUGACGGAUGAAGCUCCACUAGACUCCAACACUGUGAGCAGCACCGAAGACCAGACCGGUGGCGACGCACCGGAACCAGAGCACGAAUCACCAAUUCUGGAAACCAAACAAGUUCCCUCACCUCUGGUCUAAAACCACCCCCCCCCCCUCCUCCUCCUCUCAUCAUCUGGAAAGGGAACAGAACAAUCCUUGUUUCAUCUAGAGACUCAGAAAGUCGUCCCCACUCCUGUGCUUUGCUCUAGAAGUCCUUGAAAGUUCAUCCGCCUUUAUCUCAAAGAAAACUAAAAGACUUCCCUCACUGUCUGUCCAGAACACUUCCUCUUUCAUCUUGUGGAAACCAAAUGACUUUUCCAGACUACCACCCUCCAGUCUGGGGUAAGACGUGUUUUCACCUACUGGAAACCAAAUGGGUUCAGAAAUCUGAUCUACAACUGCUGGAAGUUUCCCAAACCUCUGGUCUAAAACCCCUUUCCGGGUUCACCUACUGAAAAGCCUGUUGCUUCUUCUGGAGGCCAAAUUUUUGAUCUCAAAACAUGAUCUAUUUAAAUUUGGUAUGGAAUACAUCCCCUUUGAUCAACUGGAAACCAGACCACCAGGUGGUUUAGGAUCUAGGAUUAGGAUCCCUCUUACCUGGUCUAGAACCUGUUUUUCCCAUUAAUAAAACCCCUCCUCUCCUCAGUCUAGAACACAACCCGUUUCAUCCUCUAGAAACCUAACAAGUUCCGGAAUAUUUGGUGGAGAAUAGAUCCUUUUUCAUCUUCUGGAAACCAGAAGGCUUGGCUCUGACCAUGGUCAAGAACUACUUUCCUUGCUUCCAGUCUAGAAUCGUUCCGUUGCUUCUACCCAACAUCAAAUGCCCCCCCCGCCCCCCCACCUUUGGUCUUAAAAGAUCUGUUUACUCCACUGAAAACAGAUCAAGUUCUCUAAUACCAUUUCAAAUUUAUCGUCUAGAAAUGGUCCUAAACUCUGAUCUAGAACAGCUUUUAAUCUAAUGAAGACUUUCAAGUCCCGUCUCUGGUGCUGUACUGGAAAGUAUUUACGUGAGUAUUUACAGUGAGCUCCAUUAAAACCUCAACCAAAUGUCCAUUUUGCUCUGUAAGAGGAGUCCCAUGUUGUUCUGACCUCAUGAAGUCGCCUCACCGCUGCUCGAAGGGACAUGAACCGAAUCAACACUGGAAAACCUCGAAGAUGCCGUUGGACUGUUUCACCACCCAGUGUCUCACUCGACUGGACUGUUUCUUCAUAAGAAGUCUGGUACCGCCGGUCUGAAUGACGGUUAACUCGGAGGCUCUGAAAGAAAAAGGCCUCAACCCAUUUUCAUAGAGGUUUACACGACCGAUUACUUUACAGAACAGUUUCUCAGUAGUACCUGCCGCUCCGAUGCGACCAGGUUGUCUUCCACUUAUUCUGGGAAACGUCCCAUUUCUCCUGCCUUUGCCCUCCAGCUCUCCUGCUGCGGGCCCGUAGGACGUUUCUCAGUUCUACUCUACUUGGCGCCCACCAGUCCAAGGACAUAUUCGAGUACUGUGCCUGUUUACGCUGCUGAAGAAUUUCCUCCCAGUUUCCUAAAUAUCUGCCCUUUCUUCAACAAGUCCUCAGAAGCUCGCACUUGUUGUCUAUUGUACUGACACAUAAGGCACCUUGUUUUCACUAAAACAUACCUUUAGUUUGGGGUUUACACUUUGGUCAAAACAUAGUUGGAUAAGAAAAAUCCAGGUGGUUAUUAGCCUAUAGUUAGCGGAAAGACAGAAAACAUAACAUCUAGCUUAGCACCGUUCAGGGUAAAACUAACCUACCUAUCUACUACCUAACACAUUCUUUUUGUUCAUUUAGACACAAAGUAAAUAUAAAAAUGAAAAACGAUGCUCUCGUUCCUGAAAAUCUGACAGAAUGUUAAAAAAAUUUUAAACCGCCAACAAGACAGAGGUGUUAGCAGGCACAUUUAAGCUAGGUGUAUUCAUGCUAAGCUAGGCUAAUCGCCUCCUGGCUCAGAUGUUCUCAGUUAUCUUGUAGUAAGACGGUGAAAACAUCUAUUUAUUCCAACUUAAAUUCAAAUAUGUUCUCACACAACACAUUUUGAGAAUGAUCUUGAAAUUUCAAGAUUAAAGUCGUACUUUUAAGAAUAUUUGUUCUAUUCUGGACAUUUUCGACUUCAUUCCUAAAAAUGCGGAAACAUUUCUGGCCCGAAUACUUUUCCGUAGUUUGUCUGAAACGAGGAAAUUCUAAUCGUUACAGUUUAUACAAGUUUAUCUCCUGAAAAUAUCUGAAUCUCAAGUCGACAGAUUCAGUUUGGCAGAAACAAAAACUCAAAACAAUGAGCCUUCUCUUCAAAAUACCCAACCCUCGGCCUCCACCUGUUCCCUGGGCUUCGUACUGUAUCUCAAAUUAACCAGAUGACUUACAAACCUCACAAAACUAUUUUCCUUCGAGGACACGUUCCAGUCCAAACUACGACCUCCCACCUGCAGCUGAUGGAGGAACAGAAUCUGUUGUACAUAAUGUAAAUAUCACCGUCUGUUGGUGUCCGUCUGUCUGUGUGAGUCGGUUGUGAAGUAGGGAAAUUGUAGCAGUUUGAAAAUGAAAAAAAAUAAACCUAUUAAAGGAAAUAAGCUCAUUUUAGACACGUGCCGACAUCCCGAAAAAACCUUGAUUUACCCAAAAGAUCUGCUGAAUCUUGAAUCAAAGAAAAAGAUUUUCCACAUUGAUAGAGACAUUUUCAUAUUGUAUUUUCAAUAGUUAGUUAUCGAUUCAAAAAAAUAAAAAUAAAAAAGGAUUCAAGGUUUCUUAAGGGUGUCGACAAACUGUAACGAAAGAGUUGGUACCUUUAGGGUGGAGUGUGAGAAUGGAUCUCUUUCUUUACACGGUCACGUGUCCGAGGUGCAACUUAGUGGGUUCGUCCACCAAUCAUAUCGCUCCAUCCUCACAUCAGAGUCUGCGGAUGAAUGAAAGGUUGAGCGCGUGUGUAAAUAAGUGACUGUGCGCAAUUUCAUUUCCCCGUUUCAAUGUUUCAAUUUAUAAGUCAAUUUAUGUGUGUUAGUCUGUAUAAGUUAAGGGGAAGGGGGUCCGUCGUCAUCUGGUGACGUGCGUUGACCAGAUGCAAGUGUUGUGACCUUAACGCGACCUUCCCACGGCCUUGACCUUUGGCCGGAGCCACUGGUUAUAGGGAGUUUUUGCCGCGACGUGCUGCUCGUUGACGUGACAGGCGGAUGGAUUCUGUCACUUUAAAAAACCUCAAAAACUAACAAACACAAUCACCACAGAUGUGGUGUCGGUCAAAUUUACGUAAUUACGUCGCAUCACUGAACUCGAGUCCGACGACUUGUAAAGCUGUGACUGGUUGGCGCUAAUAUCUUCGUCUGAUAUAUCGGCGACCGUUUCGAUUUUGUUUAUAUUGCGGUGCAUGAAUUCCAAAAUCAGUUUGAGGGUCAAUUAUAAAGCGCCAUAAUUUACACAAUCUGUCCACCAGUGAACAAAAAGAACACAAAGACCAAUUUCAGUAUUAGCUCGGAAACUCCCGAGCUGCAGUGUGGAGCACGAACGUUUCCAUCUUCUGUGACGUGACUUACUCGUGACGAUCAGUUCCUUGAGUCACCGUGGAGCCUCGUGAUGAACCCCAGUCAGACUCCCCUCAUCAGUGGCUCGGCCUUCCACCUUCUAUGGCUGCUACGAGCCCGGUGGUCUUAAUUCUUUUUCUCUCCAAACGGAGCCUUGUGUCCAUGGUGAUGUUUGUGCCGCACCCGAGUCCACCACAAGCGACGAGACGCCGUCGACACUCGGACGAGUCUCUGACAUAAAGAAAAAGUGUAGAAGUGUUGUUCAAAUUCACACCCGCUACGUACGAGACUCGUGGAAACGGCCCAUGACCAGAUGGCCCCCUACGGACCAUCGUCAAACUUUUACCGAAUUUUUAAGGUGCGUUAAGGAACGGAACAAAUUUGGUAAACACGUGAACCGUCUGUGGUUCCCUCGAACGCAGCUUAAAUUCACCAGUGAGUGAAAUGAGAAUUUGAGAGACGACGACGUCGUAAGACGAGAGUGGAUUUGACUCGGGGUGGCUGCGGAUGUUUGGCCCUUUGUGUGUUUUUGAUAUCAAAUUGCAGUGUGUGUGUGUGUGUGUGUGUGUUCAUUUCACAUCAUGCCUCAUUUAAGAAACAGGUUUUUUAAAUUAAGUGCAGUAGGAGAAUUAGGAUUUUGAACGUAUCCAGGCUUGUUUUCCUAAAAGAAGAAAAAGAAAGAAGUGAUUUUCAUGGCAGGUUUUAAGACAAACUUCUCAGAAUAUUACAUUUUAAAGACAAUCCACGUUCUGUAUUGACUCAACCUGCUAGAUAAAACUCUUAUGAAGAAGUUUUCUGGCUCAAACCUCCUCCGAGUGAUUCCCUGGAAAAACAAAACGAAAUCAAAAGGUUUUUAUUAAAUCUGAGAGACACUUUAAGGAAAACUAGUCCCGGACUCCGAGUGGAAGGAGACGUGAGAGCAACAGUGUUGUGAUGGAUCUGUAAUGUGACGUGUGAUGAUAUGAAACAUGUAUGUUUGUUGGGAUCGGGAGGGAGAAGAAAAAAAACACAAUCCCCUGAUUUGUAUCAAGAAAAAUGUCCGUUCCGACUGUGAAAAUAAAAGUGACGCGGCGGCGUCGUGUUGACACGGA